This is a messenger RNA of Ctenopharyngodon idella (grass carp), 1336 nucleotides long. RefSeq names its product solute carrier family 25 member 55b (gene slc25a55b). Gene Ontology annotation, biological process: malate-aspartate shuttle; aspartate transmembrane transport; L-glutamate transmembrane transport. Gene Ontology annotation, molecular function: L-glutamate transmembrane transporter activity; L-aspartate transmembrane transporter activity. The record is from RefSeq and is a predicted model, not a curated record. Bases 116 to 1105 code for a protein of 329 amino acids. The transcript has 9 exons. NCBI's taxonomy places the organism in Eukaryota, Metazoa, Chordata, Actinopteri, Cypriniformes, Xenocyprididae.
GCCAGUGUUGCCCGAGGCUCCUGGAAGGAGUUGCUGUAUAUAAUCCCCUCUCUGCUGCUUUGCACAGUGACUGCUCCUCUGUCUACCUCAGUCCUCAGAUCACAAACCUCUCACCAUGGCUCAACAACCAAUCAGCCUCCCUGCCAAGCUCAUCAAUGGUGGAGUUGCUGGACUGGUGGGUGUUACCUGUGUGUUUCCCAUAGAUCUUGCCAAGACAAGACUCCAGAACCAAAGAGGAAGCCAACGGGUCUACAAAAAUAUGAUGGACUGUCUGAUAAAGACUGUUCGAUCUGAGGGAUACUUUGGAAUGUACAGAGGUGCAGCAGUCAACCUGACACUGGUGACUCCUGAAAAGGCCAUCAAACUAGCCGCCAAUGAUUUCUUCCGUCAACGACUCAGUAGGGGAGAACUCAAGCUGAGCGUGUUUCAGGAAAUGCUGGCUGGUUGCGGGGCAGGGAUGUGUCAGGUUAUUGUAACAACCCCCAUGGAAAUGCUCAAGAUCCAACUUCAGGAUGCAGGACGACUUGUGGCUCAGCAGAGGCCCGUGCUCCACACUGUGAAACUUGGAACGGCCAGUCCUGUCCUGAACUGCACAUACAAUGUGGGUCCUGUGUCUUCAACCAGGAAAGUGUCAGCCAUUCAGAUAACCCAGGAACUGCUUCGCACAAAGGGCAUCCAGGGACUUUACAAAGGACUAGGUGCAACCCUCAUGAGGGAUAUCCCCUUCUCUGUGGUUUACUUUCCGCUGUUUGCCCACAUCAACCAGCUGGGCAAGACAUCUGAGGAAGACGAUGUGCCUUUUUACUGGUCUUUUAUUUCGGGCUGUGUGGCUGGAUGUACAGCGGCUGUGGCAGUCAGUCCUUGUGAUGUGGUGAAAACCCGGCUGCAGUCACUCAAUAAAAGUGCCAAUGAAGACACCUAUAAUGGCGUGUUAGACUGCAUCAGAAAGAUAAUGCAAAAAGAAGGGCCAACUGCUUUUCUGAAGGGUGCCGGCUGCAGGGCGCUAGUCAUUGCUCCACUCUUUGGAAUUGCUCAAGUGGUUUACUUCAUUGGUGUUGGAGAGUUCCUCUUAGGACAAACCCCAUUCAACCUUUACUCUGUCUAAACAUCUUCACACUAUGAAACCACCUGAAUUAAACUUUAAAGACCAACGCAGCUACAAUGCGACUAAAUAUUUGAGAACAAACCAACCUGGUCGAAUGACAAUUUGUAAUAAUUUAUAUGAGAUGAUAAAAUCGUUCAAAUCUGGGUCAUACAAAAACAUACAACCAAAACCUACUUUACCAUGACUGUAACCUGGAAGGUUAUAUAUAAUCCAAGUUAUUGGACAUCACGA